CGCGCCCGGCGCGGGAGUGUUCAUCACGGCCCGCGCUGCUCGCGCCACUAAAUCCGCCCUCGGCGCGCCGCGAUCCACGACGAGCACCGUUUACCGAGCGCGUCCCGGUGUUGCGAGUACUCUGCGCGUCCCCGGGCUCCUUCUUCUGAGGGAAACCGGACGGAUAGUUUGUAUUUUGCUCGAUGGAUGUCGACUAAAGUCAUCGGCGAUUAAUUUUGUGCUAAUGCUAAGAUUAGCUUCAACGGAACCGAACCAUACUAGCGCAGAAAUAUCACCGUGACGUUUUAUUGAGUCGAAACGAUAUUGAGACGAUGGUAAAUGAAUCUUUAAAGAGAGAAUGAAAGUUGUUUAGUGUUUAAAUGAAGAUGUUUGUCGUUUGUGGCUCGUGUCGAUUCAUUCAGAGCAUCAUCAUGUGUCCUUCAAGAAAGCUGCUCCAGUAUGUCAGAAACUGUGAAGUAUGUGGACGAUGAGCACAAGACCAUCUUUCUGAAGUUACUGAACGAGCAGAGAUUGGAGGGCGAGCACUGUGACAUCGCGGUCGUCGUGGAGGAUGUGAAGUUCAGAGCGCAUCGUUGCGUGUUAGCCGCAUGCAGCAACUACUUCAAAAAACUCUUCAAAAAGCACGAGGUGGACAGCUCGUCCGUCAUCGAGAUCGACUUCAUCCGCUCGGACAUCUUCGAAGAAGUUCUCAAUUACAUGUACACCGCAAAGAUAUCUGUGAAGAAGAAAGACGUCAACCUCAUGAUGUCCUCGGGACAGAUCCUCGGAAUCCGUUUCUUGGAUAAGCUCUGUUCUCAGAAACGAGACAUGUCCCCCGACGAGAAGAACGACCCCAGAAAUGCCAAAUUUCCGUACGACAUGGAAGAUCACGGAAAAUUUCCACCCUGAGGAUCCGCCGUAAAUCAAGACGGCGACGUCCAGGUGCUCGGGGACCAGGACGAUCCGCCGUCGGACGAUAUCGUGGAGGAGACCCAAGGCAAUCACGACCUGGACAAGUCGCCCAACAACGCCCUGCGAGUACAGGAGGCCAUCCUGAAGGAACUGGCGCAGGAGGAGGUACACAAGGUCGCCUGCUACGACCAGGAGGUGGAGGCGAUGGACGCCGAACCCAAAGAACUGGCCGCUCACACCCAGACGCUCUCGUUCGCCGACAGCAUGGGCGACGUGAAAGACGAGCAGCCCCCGGGCUGGAGCACGGCCACGGCCGACAUGAAGUUCGAGUAUCUGCUCUACGGCCACCGAGAUCAGCUGGCCUGCCACGUGUGCGGCAAGACUUUCCUCGACGAGAACCGCUUGAGAAAACACGAGAAGCUGCACUCGGCCGACAGGCCGUUCGUUUGCGAGAUCUGCACCAAAGCGUUCACCACGCAGGCUCAUUUAAAAGAACAUUUGAAAAUCCACACGGGCUUCAAGCCGUAUCGCUGCGACGACUGCGGCAAGUCCUUCAUCCGCGCCCCCGACCUGAAGAAACACGAGCGGGUGCACAGCAACGAGCGACCCUUCUCCUGCCAAAUGUGCGAAAAGGCCUUCAAGCACAAGUCCCACUUGAAGGACCACGAGCGGCGCCACCGAGGAGAGAAACCCUUCGUCUGCGGCUCGUGCACUAAAGCCUUCGCCAAAGCGUCGGACCUGAAGAGGCACGAGAACAACAUGCACAGCGAACGCAAACAGUUGAGCGGCGCGGGCGGCCUGCAGAGCGAGACGGAGCAGCUUCAGGCCGCAGCUAUGGCCGCAGAAGCCGAACAGCAGCUGGAGUCUAUAGCGUGCUCCUAACACGCUCUUCACACGAACACUUUUACUGAGCUGUUGUAGUCUUAUUAUUCCAGAACUGUUUGAAUCUCGCAUCUUGUUAGUCAAUCUUGUUUUUUUUUCUUCUAGUUUUAGACAGAACUUGAUUCACACCGAUCAAUUUUCUCUUUUUUUAUGUAAAUGGUGCAUUUUUCUCUUACUGUACAGUUCAUACCAAAUGUACGCGAGUAUUUAUGGAAGCUGGAGGGACGAUGAAUUAAUCUGCCUUACACAGAAUGAAACUGUACGCAUGGAUGACAGACGGCAGGAAGUAUUUGGAUCCAUACGCCUUCAUUCCAUCACUUUCUUGCAGAAAGAUGUGAAGAUUUACACACUGAAAUAUUUUUGCUGUAAUAAAAGACUCAUGAAUCAUU
Molecule: messenger RNA, 2162 nt
Organism: Misgurnus anguillicaudatus (oriental weatherfish)
Lineage: Eukaryota; Metazoa; Chordata; Actinopteri; Cypriniformes; Cobitidae
Gene: zbtb14
Product: zinc finger and BTB domain containing 14
Biological process (GO): regulation of transcription by RNA polymerase II
Molecular function (GO): RNA polymerase II cis-regulatory region sequence-specific DNA binding; protein binding; DNA-binding transcription factor activity, RNA polymerase II-specific
Source: RefSeq, a predicted model, not a curated record